UUUGUGCGCUGGACGACGUUUGUGACCAGUGAGAUGUGUUGUGUUUACACGUGCGUCGUUUUUAUGAAGCCAUGUCUAUCACAUCACUCAACUUCACUUAAUACCUGUAUGCCUGCUAAGUAGAAGUUUUUAGCUGCUAAUAGCUUUAAACUCUAGUUUUAAUAGUUGCCAAUAAUUUGUAUACGGCACGUUACACAUAUUUUUGUGGGAAAUGGUAGAAGUAUAUGUGGGCUCCGUGGCCUAGACCAAGUGACUUGUGUCUCAGAUAUACUCAAUAUAUUCCUUCUGCACCAUGAAGUCCGGCCCGAAUAUACUUUUAACAGGAACGCCAGGAGUGGGCAAGUCAACAUUAGCUCAACUACUGGCUGAACGCUCUGGCCUGGAAUGGAUCAAUGUAGGAGACCUGGCAAGGGACAAUAAUUUUUUUGAUGGUUAUGAUGAUGAGAGAGAUUGCCCCAUUCUUGAUGAAGAUAAGGUACUAGAUGAAAUGGAAGAUAUGAUGGAGGAAGGAGGAACUAUAGUAGACUACCACGGAUGUGACUUCUUCCCAGAAAGAUUUUUUGACAUUGUAUUUGUGCUGAGGACUGACAACACCCUCUUGUUUGAUAGACUUGCUUCCAGGUACCAUAUUUUUAAGUGCUCUUGGGGUUACCAGGGAAAGAAGCUAGAGGAUAAUGUUGAGUGUGAAAUAAUGAAUGUAUUAAGAGAUGAAGCAAAGGAGAGUUAUGCCGAACACUUGGUGCAUGAACUUCCAUCCAACACUACUGAAGAUAUGGAGAGCAACCUUGAGAGGAUAUUGUUGUGGAUAGCUGCGUGGAAAAGGGAUAAUGGUUGUUGAUGAAAGCUUCCCUUCACAGUGUUGUGACCAAACACACACAAUGUGUAAACAAGUUAAAGGUAGCUUUAUACUCUCCCUUAACUCCAGUCUCUGUUUAAACUCUCUUCAAAAACAUACAGACAGUUGAAGUGUUAAAUGUUAUUAACACUGAAUACAAUUUGUAAUUGUUUUUGUUGUCUGGGUUGACUGACAAGAUCUUCAGAAUCCACCAAUGUUUUGAGACUAAAUCAGUCAUCAUAUCUUUGCCCAGCAAUAAGUCAUAAGAUUUCAAGAACAUCUUGGCUUUUUGAACUUGACAAGAAAGCAGCAGCAGUAAGAGAUGUCUUUUACGCCUUGCUUUAACUACAGUAUUCUCUGACAAAGACGCUGCUAAAUAGUCUAUCUGCCUUGGUGCCUUCUCUUACUAAUUAUGUUUACUGCUUCUGCAGUAUAAAUAUUAUAUUAUUAGUGCAUACAAGGAGUACUGGUAAACAGCUUGUAAAAUUUCACUUUACAUGGGAUGACAACUUAGCCCAUAGACUGCUGUCUAAUUAUUUUCGUAGAUUGAGUCCAUAAGUUCAUCAAUCUUUCUCUGAUCAACAGCAUUGACCCAAGAAUCAAUCAUUUGAUGAAGCUGCAUUAGAUGUCUGGCUAAUUCAGAUUUGUUAAGAAAAUGUUCUCAAGGGAAUUUUGCUGUAGGUUUUGAUCCUGUUGAUGAAAGGAUAGACUGCAUACCACGGUAAUACAAGGAUAUUUUUUAUAAGGGCUUCAUGGCAAGUUAUUCUUAUUUUUCAUAAGCAGAAAAGGCUAGUGAAGCUACUUUCAGUCUUUGCUGCAGGACUUAACUAUGUUUUGAAAAGACAUUAGACUAUUUGUGCAAUAGUGAUUUAGAAUUCAAACUGAUCCUGCAUGACUUCACUUGGCCUUCAGUAUAUCAGUGAGUAAGUUAAAAAUUCUUCCAGUUAAUAAGAAGAGAGAUAAGAUUGUUGCCUUCAUCUUGUAUCUGUUUAUAGUUAAAUAUAUAAUUAAAUUGUUAACCAAAUAAUAAAUGCAUGCACAUAU
Molecule: messenger RNA, 1879 nt
Organism: Procambarus clarkii (red swamp crayfish)
Lineage: Eukaryota; Metazoa; Arthropoda; Malacostraca; Decapoda; Cambaridae
Gene: Ak6
Product: adenylate kinase isoenzyme 6
Cellular component (GO): cytoplasm; nucleus
Molecular function (GO): ATP hydrolysis activity; ATP binding; AMP kinase activity
Source: RefSeq, a predicted model, not a curated record